Molecule: messenger RNA, 2480 nt
Organism: Pelodiscus sinensis (Chinese soft-shelled turtle)
Lineage: Eukaryota; Metazoa; Chordata; Testudines; Trionychidae
Product: B2 bradykinin receptor
Biological process (GO): immune response; smooth muscle contraction; vasoconstriction
Cellular component (GO): external side of plasma membrane; membrane
Molecular function (GO): bradykinin receptor activity; C-C chemokine receptor activity; C-C chemokine binding
Source: RefSeq, a predicted model, not a curated record
UUGUAUUAUUCACAAGUUUUAGUCAGACACCAGUAACCUCACAUUGAAAAUAGCUGCCAAACUUCAUUCUUGGAGGAGUUUACAGCCAGGAGAGAAAAAACUCAGGAGUCUGAUGUCAUGAACAGUGGGAUGAGCUUAUUCUUUCUAUAGCUGAGCAGAAAAACAGAAGUUGAAAUCAUUCAUACAACAGUCAGAGCCUGCCUGUCCACAUGGUGAGAAAUCUCUCUCUUUACCAACAUUAACCUCCUCUAAGGAAUAUUCAGAGUGAAGCAUCUUGCAUGCAAGAAACCUGAUCUUGACUGGGAUUUCAAGCACAGAAAUGAAUUCCAGCACAGCAGAAAAUGUUACGGUAUUUUUCAGUGAGACAACUACCUGGAAGCUUGGAACCAAUCAAUCUUUUUUACACAACACAUCAGAAAACAGCAGUUCUGCCUGCACUUCUUCAGAUGCAUGGGAGUGGCUCUAUAUAUAUCAGCCUAUGUUCCUUUGGCUCAUUUUUGUCCUGGGAGUGAUAGAGAAUGGCUUUGUUCUCAGUGUUUUGUGUUUCCACAAGAGUCGCUGCACAGUGGCUGAAAUUUACCUGGCAAACCUUGCAUUUGCUGACUUGAUGUUAGUUUGCGGUUUACCUUUCUGGGCCAUUAAUAUCGCUAAUAAGUUUCAGUGGCCUUUUGGCAUGUUCCUUUGUAAGGCUGUCAAUGCAAUCAUUUACAUGAACUUCUAUUCUAGUAUUUAUUUUCUGAUGAUGGUGAGCAUCGAUCGCUACCUGGCCCUGGUGAAAACCAUGUCUCUUGGCCGUAUGCGACGAGGUACAUGUGCCAAAUGGAACAGCCUUGUGAUCUGGGUGUCUGCUUUGCUCGUAUGCUCUCCUGUUCUAGUGUUCCGGUCUCUCCAUUAUGUGGCAGAAAUCAGUGGCACAGCCUGCAUUCUUCAUUAUCCAUCCAAACACUGGAUAAUUGCAACACAUGCUUUGCUGAAUACUGUGGGCUUUUUGAUCCCCCUCAGCGUAAUCACCUAUUGUACGAUUCAAAUAAUCAGAGCCUUACAAAACAACAAAAUGCAAAGACUCACAGAAGUCCAGACAGAGAAAAGAGCCACCACUUUGGUCCUUUCUGUCCUUUUGCUGUUUAUCAUUUGCUGGCUGCCUUUCCAGAUCACCACAUUUGUUGACAUACUAUUUCAAGUAGACAUCAUUUCUGGCUGCACUGCUAAAGAAAUCAGUGAUUUGGUGUCUCAGCUAGCUGUAUACUGUGCUUAUAGCAACAGCUGUCUUAACCCAGUAUUGUAUGUCAUUGUUGGCAAGCAUUUCAGAAAGAAAUCCAGGGAACUCUACAAAGGCUGUCUGCCUAGAAUGUGCAACAAAUCAGACUCCACCCAGAUGGAGAAUUCUAUGGAUACUCUGAGAACAUCAUUUUCAGUGGAAUACCCAAAGAAAAAGUUGGCUUCCUCAUUAGCACUAUAGCAGUUUUGCUAAUUGUAAAGUUACAGGAAAACCUUUCAACAUGUCAGUACAUAAGCUGUCCUUUAUAUCCAUCUACUAUGGCACCCCAUUGUAUACACUGGCUGCAUUCAUUAUGCAUGAAAGCUUGGGGAACUGAUCACAAUACAAAACUCUAUCUAGGCACCUGCUUCUACUGGCUAAUGGACAUUUUCUUCAGGACUGAAUCAUGUUUCAUGAUGUAUUUAUAUAUUCAUGGCUGACGUAUAUUUGACACACUAUCAGUUUAAAUAUUUAUAUUGCUAAUGGAGAUAAGUGUCUGAUGUCAGAUUAUAGUUCUCUAAAUAAAGCCAUGUUGUAACAGCUAUUCUUGGUAUUAUGAAACUUACUGCAGUAUCCACAUAUUUGAAAGAAUAUAUUUUUUAAUGUAAGGAACAUUUUCAAAUGAAACUAUAGUGAAUGCAAGGUUACUCGUAGGAUCAUCACUUGAACUGAUGUUUAGCUUCCAUAGUAUUUCCCUCACCCCCCAUCCUCCGCCCCUUUGGUCAAUAAUGCUCCAGAUGCUCUAAUCAAUAAAUUGCUGUUUAUGUGAUGGCCCUUUUGGGAAGUGCUUUGACUUUGGUAGGAUGGAAUGUAAUGAAACCAUAUAGCCCCUAGAGUGUAACAAUUUCUAGUCUUUUAUAUCUGUGUAAACACCCCUCCCCCUCCACACACACUAUAUUCAACAAGGGUUGCACAGGUGUGACUUAACAUGCAAUGUGGGUGAAUGAAUGUAGUUGACAAUAUAGAACAUUAGCUGUUCCGGGGAAAGACCUGUAUUUUAUACCUAUCGAAAGUACAAUUCACAACUAAGGUGUUGUAUAAUUAAUACAACAGAAUAAAGAUUAGACAUACAUGGAAUAUGCUCAUAACAAAGAAAGCAGAGACAUGUAAUUGAGAAAACCAUUCCAUAACUGCCUUUGAAAACUAACUGAUGCUAAUGGAAGAUCUGACUGAUCGAGGAAAGUAUGAGCACACUCUUUAUCCUGUACAGUUAACUUUGCAG